GAAGUCAUCCCCUCAGCUUUGCCUGCUCCCUCCGUCCCUCUCCUCCCGCCCCCCUUCUCCGGGCCUCACCUAACCAAACCAAAGACCAUGGUGCACUGUGCCGGCUGCAAAAGGCCCAUUCUGGACCGCUUCCUCUUGAACGUGCUGGACAGGGCCUGGCACGUCAAGUGCGUCCAGUGCUGUGAAUGUAAAUGCAACCUGACCGAGAAGUGCUUCUCCCGGGAAGGCAAGCUCUACUGCAAGAAUGACUUCUUCCGGUGUUUUGGUACCAAAUGCGCGGGCUGCGCGCAGGGCAUCUCCCCCAGCGACCUGGUCCGGAGAGCUCGGAGCAAAGUGUUUCACCUGAACUGCUUCACGUGCAUGAUGUGCAACAAGCAGCUCUCCACCGGCGAGGAGCUCUACAUCAUUGAUGAGAACAAGUUCGUGUGCAAAGAGGAUUACCUAAAUAACAGCAGUGUCGCCAAAGAGAAUAGCCUCCACUCCGCCACCACGGGCAGUGACCCCAGUUUGUCUCCGGAUUCCCAAGACCCAUCGCAGGACGAUGCCAAGGACUCAGAGAGUGCCAAUGUGUCGGACAAGGAAGGAGGAAGCAACGAGAAUGAUGACCAGAACCUGGGUGCCAAGCGCCGAGGGCCACGUACCACCAUCAAAGCCAAACAGCUGGAGACGCUGAAGGCCGCCUUCGCUGCCACCCCCAAGCCCACGCGACACAUCCGGGAGCAGCUAGCUCAGGAAACUGGCCUCAACAUGCGUGUCAUCCAGGUCUGGUUCCAGAACCGGCGCUCCAAGGAGCGGAGGAUGAAGCAGCUGAGCGCGCUGGGCGCCCGGCGCCACGCCUUCUUCCGCAGUCCGCGCCGGAUGCGGCCGCUCGUGGACCGCCUGGAGCCGGGAGAGCUCAUCCCCAACGGCCCGUUCUCCUUCUACGGAGAUUACCAGAGCGAGUACUACGGUCCCGGGGGCAACUAUGACUUCUUCCCGCAAGGCCCCCCGUCCUCGCAGGCUCAGACGCCGGUGGACCUGCCCUUCGUUCCCUCAUCCGGCCCUUCUGGAACGCCCCUGGGUGGCUUGGAGCACCCACUGCCAGGCCACCACCCUUCGAGUGAGGCGCAGAGGUUCACCGACAUCCUGGCACAUCCCCCGGGGGACUCACCCAGCCCAGAACCCAGCCUGCCCGGGCCUCUGCACUCCAUGUCAGCUGAGGUCUUUGGGCCCAGCCCGCCCUUCUCCUCGCUGUCUGUCAAUGGCGGGGCGAGCUACGGAAACCACCUGUCCCAUCCCCCAGAAAUGAACGAGGCGGCCGUGUGGUAGCGGGGGUCUCUCACGGUGCACGGAAUACGUGGUUGUACAGAAAUGAAACUUUUAUUUAAGAAAA
This is a messenger RNA of Ochotona curzoniae (black-lipped pika), 1372 nucleotides long. RefSeq names its product LIM homeobox 1 (gene LHX1). The transcript is spliced from 5 exons. The record is from RefSeq and is a predicted model, not a curated record. Bases 88 to 1308 code for a protein of 406 amino acids. Gene Ontology annotation, cellular component: nucleus. Lineage: Eukaryota; Metazoa; Chordata; Mammalia; Lagomorpha; Ochotonidae. Gene Ontology annotation, molecular function: DNA-binding transcription factor activity, RNA polymerase II-specific; RNA polymerase II transcription regulatory region sequence-specific DNA binding. Gene Ontology annotation, biological process: regulation of transcription by RNA polymerase II; neuron differentiation.